Molecule: messenger RNA, 498 nt
Organism: Rubroshorea leprosula
Lineage: Eukaryota; Viridiplantae; Streptophyta; Magnoliopsida; Malvales; Dipterocarpaceae
Source: the annotation of a GenBank genome assembly
AAUUGUACAACUAAGGCACAAGCUAAAACCCACAAUGGUGCACUUCAGGGCUUUCUCCACCUCCCUUGUUCUUUUGCUCCUCCUUUUCACCUCCUUUGCAGUGAUCUGUCCUUCAGCUGCCAAUGGAGUCCGUGCACUUUCAGCGGAGAGUCAUGGUGGAAAAUCACAUCGGAUGUGGAAGAAGAAGGGGCGGAUGAACCAUGGAAGCUUUCGUGGCCCUCGGAAGCACCUUGUCAAUCCGGCUCUAGAGCAUCCCUUUCAAGUCCCCGAGCUGCCUGUAUAGUUUCUUGAACGCAGCUGAUUUUCAAAGGAGUUUGUCUCCUAUGUGUUUAUGUUAUUGACUUUUUCUCUGGAGAAAUCAGAUAUUAAGUUUCCUGUGUGGGUAUUUUCAUUUUGUUUUUGCAAAUAUGUUACCUCCGGAUAUCAGCAGUUUAUCUGCAAUACUAUAUGUACCUCCUUGUAUUGCUGCACAUAAUUCAGUAAACUGAUUUUUCCAGU